GCAACUCGAAUCGAAUCGUCUCCAAAUCAAAGCAGGCGACGGAGUUUGAUCGAUAAAAGUCAAACGACUCUGAUGGUAGCAACCAAGUUGGGGCUAAUCAGAACGGUUUUCGAAAAGUUAGUUGGUUAGUUAGUUGGUAGACCUAAACGAAGAACGGUCGUAAAGCGAUCGUAAUGGAGGAGCUGCAGGAUGCUAGCAUCCAUCAUAUGACCGCCAAGGUAAUAGCGGCUAUCAAGAACACCAAGAGCUACGAGCCGAUAUACAAGGAGCUGCAGAAGUUGGUCUGUAAUCCCAAUGUGGAUACCCACGAUAUGCGCAAUACCCUUGAGGACGCCAUCAAGAGCGCCGGCCUGGAGACGGAGAUCCGUAAUAUUGUCUACAAUUUGGUCAGGAGUCGUUUAACCAAAACGGAUGACAAGACACUCCCCAACAAGCAAACAUCGAAACCCACCGUUAGUGAUCCCCUUGGCUAUCUGAAAAGGGCCGGAGUCCUGUGGGAUCGCAGGGUUAGAAAGAGUUUGAAUGCUAUGUGCACAGAGCUAAAGGUUCCCCUGCAUGGACAGCCAAGGAUCAGUGCCGAUCGAGAGGACUUCAUGGCCAAGUGGAACGAGCUGAGCAACUACAAUAUGGAUCUGGCCAACUACAGGCCUGUCUAUGCACCAAAGGACCUGUUGGAGGUGCUGCUCUCGCUAAAAGGACCUGCCAAAACCACCGAAAAUACAGAUCAAAUUCCCCAAUGGGAGUUCUCACACAUUGCCUUGCCCGUCAAGAACUUGUUUGAGCUGCGUGCCCAUUAUGCUGAUCUCCUGCGAAGUGAUAGCUACUUGGGAGUGCCCGAUCUCACGGUUCAAUGUCAGAGGAUUCUGGAGGGGAGACAUGCACCCAUGUGCCAGCAGUUCUUGAAGAAAGGUUGCACCCCUGCUCCUUAUAGAGGAGCACUAUGGGCAUCAGUAUUAGACAGCAAGCUUCAUGACUAUGACAUUGAUUACUGGCAAAAGCUGCGAAAUGCUGUCUGGACCACGGAUCACAUUGUUGAUAAGCUGGUCUUCAAGGACAUCCAAUUGACGGCCUCUAAUGAUGACCAGUACUUUGUGUUCGAGGAUGUGCUGUAUCAGGUGUUACUCUGCUUCUCCCGGGAUACGGACAUCGGUGGCUGUGUGGAGUAUGAGGCUUUUCCGGUGAAGGGCAAGACUUAUGAAGGCCCGCCAUCGGGCGUGGUUCCUUUCCACGGUAUUUGCAUGUUUGCCGCUCCCUUUUGUUAUCUGUAUGAUUCGCCAGUGAAUCUGUACUAUACAUUCCGGGCCUUUUACAUCCGUUACUGCCAUCGCCUGACCACCAUAAACACGCAUCCGCAGGGAAUUGUCAGCCUAUGUCUGCUCUUCGAGAAACUCCUGCAGACCUACGAGCCGCAGUUGUGGUCACAUUUUCGAGAGCUUCAGAUUCAACCUUUGCGGGUUGUCUUCAAAUGGCUAAUGCGAGCAUUUUCCGGACAUUUACCUCCGGACCAGCUGCUGGUCCUCUGGGACUUGAUUCUCGGCUUUGAUAGCCUGGAAAUCCUGCCACUGUUUGCCAUUAUAAUCCUGAGCUUUAGAAAGGAGAGCAUCAUGCAGGUGGCCUCGUUGGACAGCAUCGAAGCCAUUCUGGCGGAUCUGUCCUCCAUUAAGGUGCUGCCCCUCGUGCAAUUAGCUCUUAGUCGGGACUAAAAGCGUGGUCAAUGUCUAGUUACAAAAUUUAAGUAUUAAAAGUGUUAAAAAAAAA
Molecule: messenger RNA, 1758 nt
Organism: Drosophila eugracilis
Lineage: Eukaryota; Metazoa; Arthropoda; Insecta; Diptera; Drosophilidae
Product: TBC1 domain family member 19
Exons: 7
Coding region: 174-1703 (509 amino acids)
Source: RefSeq, a predicted model, not a curated record